AUGUUCUCUUCACUUCUUGGCUUGUGUCUUGUCGCUACUCUUGUUGCUGCAGGGCCGUGCGACAUUUAUUCGUCUGGAGGGACGCCAUGUGUUGCUGCCCAUAGUACAACACGAGCACUCUACAGCUCUUUUUCUAGCUCGCUUUACCAAGUGAAGCGUGGCUCAGACGGAGCGACUACCAAUAUCGCCCCGCUUUCGGCGGGUGGUGUAGCCAAUGCGGCAGCCCAAGAUUCUUUCUGCUCUGGGACGACCUGUCUAAUCACCAUCAUUUACGACCAGUCUGGCCGCGGCAACCACUUAACCCAAGCUCCCCCGGGUGGAUUUAACGGCCCAGAAUCCAAUGGCGCUGACAAUCUUGCGUCUGCCAUUGGUGCCCCAGUCACACUCAACGGACAAAAAGCAUACGGUGUCUUCGUUUCGCCAGGAACUGGGUACCGUAACGAUGCUACGAACGGGAUCGCCAAGGGUGAUGCGGCAGAAGGCAUGUAUGCUGUCCUCGAUGGAACACACUUCAAUGGGAGCGCUAAUCAUGGUAGGGCUGUUGUUUUGACUACGGCAAUGCUGAGACCAAUAAUCGAGACACUGUUACCUCUAGGAAAUGGACAUAUGGAGGCAAUAUACUUUGGAAACAACAAUGUGUGGGGCACGGGCUCCGGAAAUGGCCCUUGGAUUAUGGCUGAUCUCGAAAAUGGCUUGUUCUCUGGACAGGGCACCAAGCUCAACUCGGGCGAUCCUACUCAGACAUCCCGGUUCAUCACGGCCGUUGUCAAAGGCCAACCUGGAUUAUGGGCUAUUCGCGGGGGAAAUGCUGCUUCUGGCUCUCUGUCAACUUACUACAGUGGAGGUCGGCCUACUGUUGGUGGGUACUCGCCUAUGUCCAAAGAGGGAGCAAUUAUCCUUGGAAUCGGUGGGGACAACAGUAAUGGUGCCCAAGGCACUUUCUACGAGGGUGUGAUGACGACUGGGUACCCUUCCGAUGCGACGGAGAACUCCGUCCAAGCAAACAUCGUCGCGGCUGGUUAUGCAACGACUUCACUUGUCAGUGGACCUUCAAUCAGUGUUGGCUCUAGCGUCUCCUUCCGCGUAACAACUCCCAACUUCAAUACUCGUUAUAUUGCCCAUAAUGGCACUGCUGUCAACACCCAAGUCGUCAGCUCCUCCAGCUCCAAUGCGCUCAAACUCUCCGCCAGCUGGAAUGUGGUUAGUGGUCUGGCCAACAGUGGAUGCAUUUCUUUCCAGUCUCGGGACACCUCCAACAGCUACCUUCGGCACUUCAACUUCGCUCUGCAAGUCAACUCCAAUGAUGGCUCCCAGACUUUCCGCGAAGACGCGACGUUCUGUCCACAAGCAGGUUUGAACGGACAAGGAAACACUAUUCGCAGCUGGAGCUACCCAACACGAUUCUUUAGGCAUUUCAACAACAAUCUUUUUAUUGCCAGCAAUGGCGGGGUCCAUGACUUCGACAACACAGCUUCAUUCAACGAUGACAUCAGCUUUGUGGUGACCGCCGCCUUUGCCUAA
Molecule: messenger RNA, 1521 nt
Organism: Mycena indigotica
Lineage: Eukaryota; Fungi; Basidiomycota; Agaricomycetes; Agaricales; Mycenaceae
Product: putative alpha-N-arabinofuranosidase B
Exons: 6
Coding region: 1-1521 (506 amino acids)
Biological process (GO): L-arabinose metabolic process; arabinan metabolic process; pectin catabolic process
Molecular function (GO): alpha-L-arabinofuranosidase activity
Source: RefSeq, a predicted model, not a curated record